ACAAGGACAGCUAUACAUAAUGGAUAAAUGUUUCGAAAAGUUCACACUUUACUGGUCGACUAUCAAGAAAUCAGUUCAUCACACGGUACUAUCGUGUGUGUUCUCGUCAAAAAGCAUGAAGGAUAAUAGAGUACGAAGCCGCACCUUAAAACUCGCCCUUCAUUGUAAUCGAAACUCGAUCGAUUUGUAACGACUGCCCCGAGUGUGUUUGGUGGAAGUUGUUAAUUUGAGAAACAAGUGGAUAAUCACUAUAUUAAACGGCGGAUAGCACCACUAAACUUACAUUGUUAUUAAUACAGUUUACGUGAUUUGCAUUUAAAGAUGAUGUCCAAAAAGCAGUGGUUUGUGGUACUGUGCAUUUUCAUCGUCUAUCUCCUGUUGGGGGCUGCGAUCUUCCAUAUUAUUGAAUCCGAUGAAGAAAGGGAAAGAAAUCUCAUCGACUUACGUCUCAGGGAUGACUUGAGCGAUAAAAUUGACAAGUUAUUUGACAAAUUUGACAAAAACGUGGUCAAUGAGAGGAAAUUUCGAGACCAGUUACAAGAUUAUUGUGGUAAAUCGUUCCGCAAGAAUGGCGAGCCUCCACGGGAAGUCUGGGACUACUAUCAUUCCGUAUUCUUUGUCAUUACCGUCGUUAGUACCAUCGGAUACGGAAACUUGGCACCGACGACUAUGUUUACACGCAUCUUCAUGAUCUUCUACGGACUUAUAGGAAUACCAAUGAAUGGUAUAGUUAUGGUAACGCUCGGAACAUUCUUCGGGCGAUCGUUUACAAAACUUUAUCAACGUUGGAAAACUUCUAAAAUGCAGUACGACACCACACGAUUAGGUCUAAUCAGUCAAAUCGUACUCUAUUUGGUCCCUGGUUUCACCUUCUUCAUUUUCCUUCCAUCAUCCUUUAUGGUUUUAUUCGAAAACUGGGAACUCGACGUAGCUGUUUACUAUUGUUUUGUUACACUAACUACAAUAGGUUUCGGCGACUACGUUGCAGGCGUCGAAAACGUUAAUGACUUCCAACCAGUUUACUACUGGAUGUACAAAGUUUUUUUACUAGUUUGGGUGAUCGGAGGUCUUGGAUACGUAGUUAUGAUCCUUGGAUUCAUAACACAAGCUUUACAAAGCAAAAAAAUGCAGGCCAUCGAGCAAAUCAUAAAGCAGAAUAUCAAGAAAACGCCUGUACGCAUUCGUGAAGAACUUCGUGGUUUGCUGCAAGAAUUCCUCUUUAUGAAAGUUAAACGCGUCUACAAAGGAGAAUUUGACUACAUUCCUUCACGUCUUGAGAGGAGUCAAAGCUGUCCAGACCUGAACAUUUACCGCAAUAAUAAUUCUCCAACAACAGCAAGAAAACGUGCCUUAUCUGAGUGCCCUCACCACUUCAUGUUCCAACCCAUACAAUCGGAUACAAAUCUAGAUUAUCAGACAGAUCGAGAUUCUUACCAAGCUUCUGAUGAGUACAUGCAACAAAGUGAUCUCUUGAUGAAAGUUGUGGAUGCACUUAGUAUACUGGACGAUCAAAACGACUUAGGUGACAGCAGGGGCUAUGACGGAAUUUCAGAAACGGACAUCUUGGCAAGCGAAAGGUACGGUAGUAAAUGGUCUCUAAAGAGCCAGAAUUUGUCUCCACCCAAACCAAAAGUUCCGAGAAGACGUGCAGUUAGUGAUAUUAGAGUUCCAUCAAUGCACAAAGUAGAAGCUCAUCAAGAUGUCAGCUGGUACGCUCCAAACCCCCCAGACAACUAUCAGUCAUUCCUCGAAAGACAGCGCACCUUCUCGGUGCCGUCUUCAGAAACAGAGAAACCCCCACCAAACUUUAUAACUCGUAUCAAAAACAAGUUUAUCUCAACCAAAGACGACAAGCAUUUGGACGUUGAGCAGAACACACGAAGAUCCAGCAUCUUUACUCCAGCUGAAGACCGCUAUCUUCGUCAGACUAACAGAGGGCGAGCUUCAGUUUUAUCCGUUCAGCAACAAGAAGCUGUGUUGGAACAGACCUCGAUUGCUGAUCUAAUUAGAGCAUUUGCUGCUCUAACAGUUCCUGAGACAAUGUUACCAAACUCUGAAAGUCCUAAGCGAAAAUUAGGAACUGCAGGUUUAACUCCUCCAAAAACCUCUCCACCCAGAAUGAGAAGAGUGGGUAUUCGACCGAACUUGCAGACUCGUAGGACUUCUUUGAUGCCUGAUUCUCACGUUGUGCAAAAUGAAAGGAGAAGGUUGUCAUUAAGGCCAGUGGAGGAGAAUUUGUUGGCACCUCCACCAUAUUCAGCAAGAGAAGCUGACGAAGUAAAUCGUCCUACGAGAAGAUUCUCGAGGAUUUUGAAUGUGCCCAGUAUCAGUAUUAGUCCUGUGCAAAGACAGGUGAAUAAAAGAGAGAAUAAAGACGAAUCGUGAAUCGUGACCUCCACCGGGUCUAUAAAGUAUUAAAAAAUGUUGAGUGCUCAAACUCUUAUUGCUGUGAUUAGAAGUGUUUGUUGUCCUAUCUUUGUUUAUAUUGAAUUUUAAUAAAAAUUAUUUAUUGUUUUAA
Molecule: messenger RNA, 2518 nt
Organism: Zophobas morio
Lineage: Eukaryota; Metazoa; Arthropoda; Insecta; Coleoptera; Tenebrionidae
Gene: Ork1
Product: open rectifier potassium channel protein 1
Exons: 5
Coding region: 322-2385 (687 amino acids)
Biological process (GO): potassium ion transmembrane transport; stabilization of membrane potential
Cellular component (GO): plasma membrane
Molecular function (GO): outward rectifier potassium channel activity; potassium ion leak channel activity
Source: RefSeq, a predicted model, not a curated record